Carcharodon carcharias (great white shark) is the source of this 2444-nucleotide messenger RNA. RefSeq names its product unconventional myosin-Ic-like. The record is from RefSeq and is a predicted model, not a curated record. The transcript has 21 exons. Lineage: Eukaryota; Metazoa; Chordata; Chondrichthyes; Lamniformes; Lamnidae. Gene Ontology annotation, cellular component: myosin complex; plasma membrane; microvillus. Gene Ontology annotation, biological process: actin filament organization; vesicle transport along actin filament. Gene Ontology annotation, molecular function: ATP binding; microfilament motor activity; actin filament binding. Bases 321 to 2444 code for a protein of 707 amino acids.
AGUGCGUGUGUGUCCCUCCCUCUCACUCUAUCCUCUCUCUCUGUGUCUCACUCUAUCCUGUUUACCCUUCUCUGGUUGGUCGGCUUGUUGCUGUGUUAAUUUUUGGCUUUUUUAUUCGGAGAAAAAAUUCCAGUAAGAGAAGCAGAGUGGGUGUGUGAAGGAGUAAGAGAAAUAAGGGAGUGAAUGACAGAGAGUGAGUGAGAGAGAGAGAGAGAGAGAGAGGGAGCGGCUCCGGGCUCACUGCCGGGAUGACUGCACAGUGGAUUUAACAGGAGAGGAGUUUUGUUUCGGACCGGGAACAGAGCGCGACCGGGAUCGGGAUGAAGUUCCGCAGCGGCCGGGCUGUGGCCCAAGGAAGUGAAGGGAUCCGAUUGGCCAUGGAAAGUGCGCUGACAGCUCGAGACCGGGUUGGAGUUCAGGACUUUGUCCUGCUCGAGAAUUUCACCAGUGAGGCAGCUUUCAUCGAAAACCUGCGCAAACGCUUCAAGGAGAACCUCAUCUAUACAUAUAUCAGUUCUGUCCUAGUCUCUGUCAAUCCGUAUAAGGAACUGGAGAUCUACACUAAACAGCACAUGGAGAGAUACAGAGGAGUCAAUUUCUACGAAGUCUCACCUCACAUUUACGCCAUAUCGGACAACUCGUACCGUUCAAUGAGGUCGGAGCGGAAAGAUCAGUGCAUCCUGAUCUCCGGUGAGAGUGGAGCUGGGAAAACCGAAGCCUCCAAGAAGAUCCUUCAAUACUACGCGGUGACCUGUCCGGCCAGCGUGAGAGUGGAGGCGGUGCGAGACCGGCUGCUCCAGUCUAACCCAGUGCUGGAGGCAUUUGGAAAUGCUAAAACCCUACGUAAUGAUAAUUCCAGUCGCUUUGGCAAGUACAUGGAUAUCCAAUUUGAUUUCAGGGGGGCACCGGUGGGAGGUCACAUCCUCAAUUACCUGCUGGAGAAAUCCCGUGUUGUCCACCAAAAUCACGGUGAGAGGAACUUUCACAUCUUUUACCAAGUGAUCGAAGGAGGUGAAGAGGACCUACUGAGGAGGCUGGGGCUGGAACGCAAUCCCCAAAGCUACCAAUAUCUAGUCAAAGGUCACUGUGCAAAAGUUAGCUCCAUCAAUGAUAAGAACGAUUGGAAAACUGUACACAAAGCACUGUCUGUCAUCGAGUUCAGUGACACCGACAUAGAGGAGCUGCUGAAUGUUGUAGCCAGUGUUCUGCACCUUGGAAAUUUACAGUGCUCCUCAGACGAUGAUGGAAAUGCCACCAUAACUGGUGAAAAUCAGAUCAGAUUGCUGUCCCGGCUUCUUGGGGUGCCUGGUAAUGUCCUGCGCGAGGCUCUGAUUCACAAGAAAAUCAGCGCCAAGGGAGAGGAGCUGAUCAGUCCCCUGAAUGUUGAGCAAGCAGCCUGUGCACGGGAUGCUCUGGCAAAGGCUAUCUAUGGCCGCACUUUCUCCUGGCUGGUCCACAAGAUCAACAAGUCUCUAGCCCACAGGGAUUCCACAUAUUCUGAUCGCAAUAGACCCAAUGUCAUUGGGCUGCUGGAUAUUUAUGGAUUUGAGGUAUUCCAACACAACAGUUUUGAACAGUUCUGCAUCAACUACUGCAAUGAAAAACUGCAGCAGCUAUUCAUUGAGCUGACACUGAAGUCUGAGCAAGAGGAAUAUGAGGCCGAAGGAAUCGCGUGGGAGCCUGUUCAGUAUUUUAACAACAAAAUCAUCUGUGACUUGGUCGAGGAGAAGCACAAGGGCAUCAUCUCCAUCUUGGAUGAAGAAUGUUUGCGUCCUGGAGAUGCGACAGAUUUAACCUUCCUGGAGAAGCUGGAAGAGACAGUUGGGAAACAUCCUCAUUUUGUAACACACAAGUUGGCGGAUCAGAAAACCCGCAAGACGCUGGUGAGAGAGGAGUUCAGGCUUUUGCAUUACGCUGGGGAGGUGAAUUACAAUGUGACAGGAUUCCUGGACAAGAACAAUGAUCUGCUCUUCAGGAAUUUAAAAGAGGCAAUAUGCGAGUCUGGGAACGGGAUCCUGAACCAGUGCUUUGAGCGAGGAGAAUUGGAUGACAAGAAGAGACCAGAAACGGCAGCAACACAAUUUAAGAACAGCCUGGCUAAACUCAUGGAGAUCCUAAUGUCGAAAGAGCCAUCAUAUGUCCGUUGUAUAAAGCCCAACGAUGCGAAGCAGUCAGGAAGAUUUGAUGAAGUUCUGAUCAGGCAUCAGGUGAAGUACCUGGGUCUAAUGGAGAAUCUGCGAGUUCGGAGAGCUGGAUUCGCAUACCGGAGGAAAUUCGAAAUCUUCCUGCAGAGGUACAAAUCACUCUGUCCGGAAACGUGGCCCAAUUGGAAAGGCCGGCCUUCCGAAGGGGUGGCAACUUUAGUACGACAUCUUGGAUACAAGCCGGAAGAUCACAAACUGGGCAGAUUUCCAGCAUCUGCUAUUUUGCCUUUGUCCUUUUAA